Messenger RNA from Fusarium oxysporum Fo47, 1156 nucleotides. RefSeq lists its product as uncharacterized. The transcript has 2 exons. Lineage: Eukaryota; Fungi; Ascomycota; Sordariomycetes; Hypocreales; Nectriaceae. The record is from RefSeq and is a predicted model, not a curated record. Bases 110 to 1156 code for a protein of 348 amino acids. Gene Ontology annotation, molecular function: oxidoreductase activity, acting on the CH-OH group of donors, NAD or NADP as acceptor.
AUACAUCAUACCUUGACUCUUAUGACCGCCUUCUGUCCGUUUUGACAGUCUCUGAGCUCUUUACAUACGAACCAUUUGGGAAGACUCCCGCUGAACAGUGUCAGUCAACAUGAGCCAUUUACCGACGGCUAUUCCCCGAGGUUCAUGGGUCCUCGUGACGGGAGCGAAUUGUUACACCGGCAGCCAUGUGGUCAUAGAGCUUCUGAAGCAAGGCUUCAAAGUGCGUGGGACGGUGAGAGAUCUCUCAUAUAGCAAGUGGCUCCUCGAGCACCCAUCUGUGAAGCCGCACACAGACGAAGGAAAAGUGGAAUUGGUUGUCGCAAACACAUCAAAACCCGGAGAUUUCGAUGAGGCGGUGAAAGGCGUCUCGGCUAUUAUUCAUCUCGCCAAUAUCGGUGACUAUACACCAGACCCCAACGCUGGCUUUGCAUCAGCUAUCGAAGCUGCCUUGACCGUGUGCCGAUCUGCUGCCAAGGAAGCUUCAGUCAAGCGAUUUGUGGUAGCAGCUGGACUAUGGUCGGCAGUAUGGCCCAAGCCCGGGGAGACAAAGAGUAUCGGGAAGGAUACGUGGAACGAGGAUUUGGUCAAGGUCGCACAGGCGCCGCCACCAUAUGAGUUGAGCCGUAUUCUUCCAGUAUACCUGGCUGCCAGAGUUGACGCCGAGAAGGCGGUAUGGAAGUUCGCGAAAGACGAGAAGGUUCCUUGGGAAGUCAAUUCGGUUAGUCCUUGUUGGACUCUGGGCGAUCCUCUGGAUGCGAGACACUAUGGGCCUAUGCCUACCCAGCUCUUGCAGCAACUAUACCUUGGCAAGACAGAUGCCCUGAAGGAGAACACAACGGUCUAUUACACUCACGUCUCCGACGCAGCUGUCAUUUACGUCGCAGCAGCUAUCGACCCAGAUGUCAAAGGCGCUCGCAUUCCAGCACUGGCCAAGUCUUUCAACUGGAACAACGUUUUGGCUAUCAUGCGCAAAGCAUAUCCCGAGGAAGACUUUGAAGACGACUUUGUUCCUGGAGACCCUGUUUUAAACUACAAGAUUGAGAACGAUAUUGCACCCGAGCUGCUGCAAAAGUGGGCUGGAAGGGAGUGGAUCAGUCUCGAGAAGGGAAUUACAGAGACCAUCGACUUUUCAAGGAAGCUGGGCAACUUGGACUAG